AUGAUUUAGAAUUGCACAUCCUACUUAGAAUUGACAGAGUGCAUAUCCUAUCAAGGAGUCCAAGCUGAUUGUGAAAAGUUUGUUGGUAAUGGUAUGAGUUGUACAAAUGAUGCAACUGCAACUUCUAUUUGUAAAGCCAAAGAUUGCAUUAAGUUGACAGCUGAUUCAUACUCCGAAUCUGUAUGUUAAGCUUAUGGUGUGCAAUGCCAUAAUAAUGGAACUAAAUGUGAUGUUGCAUAAUCUUGUUCAUCAUUAAAAAGCAAUUUGGUGACAUGUACAUAAUAUAUAGCUACAGAUGGUCCAUGUAUUGGUACUGCACUCUAAACUGAAACACCAAUUAGUUGUUCACCUGCUCAAUGCAGUGAUGCACCCUCUACUUUAAUAACAAAUACUUAAUGUGAUGCAUAUAAAAAGGGAUGUAAAACAAAUGGUUAUGGUUGUGCUUCAAGUAUUACUUGUGCAGAUGUACAAUCUUCUUCUGUUUGUGCUGCUAUAAAAAGUGAUGAUAAUUUUAUUUGUAUUUGGACAUCUCAAUGUAGAUAAAUUGAAUCAUCAUGUAAUAAUUUCACUUCCAGUGGAUCAAGUGUUUGCACUUCCUCUAAAACAACUUCAGGAUUUGGUAUUUGUGUUUGGAAGGAUAGUGUCUGCACAGAUGCAAAAUGUGAAGAUUUACCCUUGUCUGUUAAUUCUGAAACAAAUUGCACUGCAUAUUCUGCGACUUGCACUUUCAGUGGAACUGGAAAUGGUUUUGCAACUAAGGGAUCAUGUACUACUUAUAAAAAAAAAGAAAUAUGCGCAAAUGCAAAAUCCACAGAUAAGAUGGGAAGUUGUGCUUGGGAUGAAAGCGUAGUAUCGGGAACAUAAAUAAAAGGGUACAGAAUUAAGGAGUGCUAGGAUGCUGCAACCACAUUAAUAAGUGACUCUGAAUGUAAUUCAUUCAUAGAUGGUUGUGUAAGUAAUGGUGCUGGAUGUAUGAAGUCUACAUUUACUUGUGAUAUGCUUAAGACAUAAUUUAAAUGUCUUUAAGACUCUUUCCUUCGACCAUGCCUUUGGAUUAACAAUUCUUGUAGUUAAUAUUAUAAUUGCACUGAUCUAUUAUUAACAACAGUGACUGCAUGUUAAGAAGUUUCUAAGUAUUGUACAUCCGAUGAAAACAAGUGUAUCCCUUUGAAGAUUUUUGCCAAUUACACUAAAUAAAAUCAAUGUACAAUUGGUACAGAUGAUACUGAUUGUGGUUGGGUUACAAAUACUAAGAAGUGUCAAGUCUUUACAUAAUGCUCAAAUUUGGUAUAGAAUGUUUAGCCUACAAUCCUAAAUGGUGAAUGCUCUACUUAUGCUGAUAGUGAAGUUACUUGCACUAUUGGAGGAACUGAUGGCAAUUUUUCCUUUGAUAAGAGUGCUUCAACUUGUAGGUUGAGACAAUGUUCAGAUGGUUCAAUUUCAACAUCCACUCAUAAUGGAUGUUUUGGAUAUCAAAUCAAUGCAAUGAACUAAUGCACCACAGAUGAAUCUAAAUGUGUACCCUUGGCUGAUUGUUGA
Messenger RNA from Paramecium tetraurelia, 1539 nucleotides. RefSeq lists its product as uncharacterized. The record is from RefSeq and is a predicted model, not a curated record. NCBI's taxonomy places the organism in Eukaryota, Ciliophora, Oligohymenophorea, Peniculida, Parameciidae. The transcript is spliced from 3 exons.